Messenger RNA from Seriola aureovittata, 508 nucleotides. It is a transcript of the gene uqcr10, whose product is annotated as cytochrome b-c1 complex subunit 9. The record is from RefSeq and is a predicted model, not a curated record. Bases 20 to 211 code for a protein of 63 amino acids. NCBI's taxonomy places the organism in Eukaryota, Metazoa, Chordata, Actinopteri, Carangiformes, Carangidae. The transcript has 2 exons. Gene Ontology annotation, biological process: mitochondrial electron transport, ubiquinol to cytochrome c.
CGCACACUCUUCCACCAACAUGGCGCUGGCGAAGUCCGUCUACAACCUCCUCUUCAGGAGAACGUCUACUUUCGCUAUAACCAUCAUGGUUGGAGCAGUCUUCUUUGAACGACUAUUCGACCACGGCGGCGAUGCCAUUUUUGAGCAAAUGAACCAUGGGAAACUAUGGAAACACAUCAAACACAAUUACGAGAACCAAGAUGAGGAAUAGGACGCGGCCCCAGGGUCAUCUAAGGCUGAAGCGUAACUGUUGUCACACUUCCAUCAUCCAUUCUUCCUGGACUUCACACCUGUAUCAAUCAGCAGUCAACAUGGACAAUGUGCUCAAAGUCAUGCCCCGGCUGGCAGCGGCUACCAGAGGAGCUGCGGGAGCUGAAUGACUGUCCAGACCACCGUGAAGAUGGAGCAAUGGUUCCUGCCAUUUCGUCCCCCCCUACGUUAUUAUAUGUAAUGCCUUCGUUCUCCCAGAUUGUAAAUGGUUAAAUUAAACAUGUGUUAAUGUCUCACA